CUCACUGCAGUGAGAAUCGGAGCGCAGAAUUUUGGGAUUUUUUUAUCACCAAGAUGCUGCGUUACAUGCUACUGUUCUUUAUCGCUGCAUUGCCCAUUGUCAUUCUUCCUCGCACAAUAAGCGGCGUUCAAGGAGUAAGUCCAUCUUUUAUUAACGGUAAAUUGAAACUGUUUAAAGUGUAAAUUGUUAAAUUGAUGGGGUGGACGAAAUGUGCCUCAAGUGGUUCUUGAUUCACCUCCUUCCAAUUUGCCUUGUAGCAUGUAUGGGGGCGAAUCGAAGGGAGAAUUUAACAUUAGAUCAGGAUUCGCAUAGUCCUUAAUUCCUAACCUCCUUUUGUUUUUGUUUACAAUUCUUACUCCCGCAUCGUUGGAGAUCUGAAAAGUCAGUAACAGAUAACGGAUUUUUACUUUACAGAGUUCACUGCCAAACUACGAUGAAGAAAAGAACAUGUACCAGAGCUACUGGAAAGACACGAACAUCAAGGAAGUUUUUGAAGAUGCUAAAAUAUCAGCAAAAGGUAUUACUGAAAAAUAUACAUUAGCUAUAGCAUCGCCAUUAUUCAUACUCACUUACUUUUUCAAAUGUAGUCAAACAAUUCCAGGGGCGUAGCCAGCUUUUCGACUAGUUGCACGCUUGGCUGACUUUGAUUUCCACAUAUCCUGAAAGCUGCACGCAUGACUAGUACGCACUGACCUCACCAACACUUUGACCUCAACAACGCAUGAUUUCAUGAUUUAUUAAAAGCGGUACAGUGAUCAAACCAAAAAUUUGUAGGCCCGGGCCAAGAGGUCUUUAUAAUGGGCUGCCUACGCCCCUGACGUUUGGGGUUGAAUUCCUGAGAACCAUAUCCAGAUUUAGAAAGAGAAAGAAAAUUUCGUUGUCGCUUGUUGCGUGAUCCAUAAAACGUAAAAUUAGGCGAGUUCGCGUCAUAGUGGAUUGCACGUGCAGAGUUGUUUUGCUGAUUAAGCCUAUUGUUUUUUUUGACGUUCGCUUUGUAGUCACCUAGGUCCGAUCGCGAUCUUUAGAUCCCUGUUAUGAUUUCGAGUGAGUAUGAUGGAGCUAAGAAUGGAUUACUAUACGUUUCUGGGAAACUGUCCACCUACCCCUCCCCCAUAAGCCAACAUUUCUGACAACCAGUUACGCACUCAGACGGGUUAGUGGUCCCGCCUAUAGCUUCCAACAAGAGCCUCCCAGUUAGAAAACCUAACCACGUUCAACCCGCAGUGCAUGCGUUUGACCGAGGGAGCUAUGUCUGACCAGAAGUGGACGUAUUGCAUUCUUGGGAAGCGAUUUUGCCCAAAUGUUUGGGCAAAUCGUCUCUAUACACGUAAACGCACUUAGCACUGAGACACACUUGGUAGCUUCAUGGUAUAUUAAUAGACUGCGCCUCAAUCCCGGUUGAUGUGCGCCGUCUAUGAACGCCGGUUUAAUUUCGGAAGCCAACAAUGUUCUGUUCUAUUUUAGAGUGUUACCAUUACACGUUCCUUAACGAGUCAAGCAGAGCAAACUCCUUUUACAACAUCGGUAUUGACUUCCUUUGUGAUGAUGAUCUUAACGGAUGGUAUCGCUUUGGGGGAAAUGCUGGAAAGCAAAUGGCGGAUUCAUGUGUUCCCGAGUUUCGAUGUGGCGCAGAACUGCCGGGUUGGCUGAAUGGCAGUCAUCCUGAAAGAGCUGAGGGUGCUGUCCGACGCAAAGUUUGUUUCCGUUACAAAAACAAUUGUUGUGAAUACUCAACAAGCAUCAGAGUCCGUAACUGUGGAGGAUUCUACGUCUACCACCUUGGGAAGCCCCCAAUUUGUAACUUUCGUUACUGCGGCAACGGAACACACAAACCAAGUGAGAAUUUAAUUUUCCCGUAUAACCUUAGCCUGCGAAAACAUCCGUUUCUCCUCGCUCUUCGUCGCUGAGGACGUUUCGCGCGGAGGAACGUCUGCGACUCAGCGACAGAAAUUCCAUACUGAUGACGUAAAAUCUGUCCAGAAACCUCUCAGAAGCGCUGAUUGGUCGACGGAGAAGUUACAUUGUUUUAGCUAUUGUUUACAAAUGACAGACAAAAGACAAAAGGCCAAAAAGGUCAAAUGUAAACACGAAGAAUCUCUAACAAAACAGUCAAUAUUUGUGCAAUAUAGUCUUCUCUAGAAGAAGCAUUUGAGUUUUGCUGGAGCUCGUGGGCUGAUCAACACAACACUUUACCAAAAUCGACCAGAAGACACGCAAAAUUAGACAAAUUUAUAUUUGGAACCCCAUGACUACCGGAUUUAUUAUGUAAACAUUGAUUUGCGUCAUCAGUAUGGAAUUUCUGUCACUGAGUCGCAGACGUUCCUCCGCGCGAAACGUCCUCAGCGACGAAAAGCGAGGAGAAACGGAUGUUUUCGCAGGCUAGUAUAACCUGCGUUGUCAGUUAUUCCCAACCUCCUCUUCCCUCAGCCACCAACCCUUCCCCCUUCGCAAUUUGUGACACCGGAACCUCAGAUCCUGCAUGGAAGAUUUGGUCCCCUGGCCUUCCUCGUCUCUUUUUACGCCUCAAACACGAUAAUAUAUUUUCGCUUUUUCGUAUAUCAAAUACGGUACACAAUGUUUCAUCGUACAUUGCCGAGGAAAGCAUUAAAAAUAUCCGAAGCGUAGUCGAGUGUGACAGAUUUUUUUCCCGACUCUUCAAAUACAACGAACUCGAAAACCGUUCCAGAUAGAAGACUCUGACUACCACUGAUGCCUCAUACUAUCAUUACAAACAGCCAGAUAGUGACUACCAUUUCACUCAAACUACUCACUCUUUGUCUCGCAGUUCUGGGCCAAAUGUCCCCCACGCCGUAAGCCAUAAAGUUUCAAGUUUUCGUGUGCGACACAUGAAUAUGGUGCUUGAGGACCUGCACUUAGCCGGGUCGGUCCUGUUGUCGUAGCUAAGGACUUUAAUUUUGUUGCUUUUAUUACUCUUCGGCACUUUUCCUCGACUUCCUUUCUUAUUUUAAGCACCUUGCCUUUACUUUAAGGGUUAGGAAUAUUAUGAAAUUGCGUUUCUAUCUUAUAAGGAUUCUCGUAUCAGAUUGGAAAAGUAGACGUUUCGAAGACAAGGCAGGAAUGGAGUCGUAACAGCAGCGAAUGUGAAGCGCCGACUCACUGUACAUUGCCACGUUGCACAGAUGUGACUUUUCAUCGGGAAUUCGUUGGAUCACGGACUGUAAGUAUUUAUGACUGCAUACCAAGAUGUGUUUCCGCACUUUUAAAAUGGACUGAGCUAUGAGCUUAAACUUUACGUUAUCGUUAAAUUCAUGAACAAGGCUUCCCCGGGGAAUUUUAAAUGAGUCAAGGAACUAAUGUGUAUGCCAACCCUUCAUCAAAUAAGAGUCAAGAAUCGAAUAAAAUAAUGAUCAUAAUUCGCCAUCUUUUGGGUAAUGUUACCAGACAGUCUCGUGUUGGAGUUAAUCUCAGAAUAUAGAUUUCUCAGUUGAAAUGACUUCAAGUUAGACCAUAGAAGCACUCGGUGUUUUCUUGGAAAUAAUAUUGUAAAGGAGACAAAAAAAAACGUUACAACGGUCGAUCAAAACGACUAAAACAAGGAGAACAGCUGAAAGGGAACAAGUUAGUACUUCGAUGGACUGACAGUGGCAUAUCAACGGCCAUGGCGCGCUUUAUCUGUUUUUACUUAUACGUAUUUCUAACCGAUGCAUUUCAGGUCCACGUUUUUGUGUCACUGAGUCAUGAAGAAAAGUCAUUGAUGGCUCACACGCCCUCGGCUCUGUGGGCAGAAUCCAUCAAUACAGUUGGAUUUAAACUAUGUUCGCGCACGGCGGGUAAUAAAAACGACACGGGAAUGAUCAACUGGUUAGCGUUCGAAGACCAGCCAACCACAGACAUAACGCAUGGAAGCGUUGCUCUUGGUGGAAUAUGGACAACAGAAACCAAGUGUGAAAAAGUGGCCUUUUCUCAGGUUAGAUCAUGAAAUUAGUUAACAAUCUGUUGAAAAUAAAGUACAAAAAUGCUGCUUGUAAGAACAACACUUUUUAGCAGGAAUGACAUUGUGCUUUCUGUGAUUUCUCAAGGUUUUUUGGUAUGUAACACAUUAACGUCAAUCAGUGGCGGACGGAGGAUUUUGUGAUAGAGGGGACCUAGAGAUAUAGUAACUGUAUACAGUGGUAAUAUGAGCGCGAUAGCGCCCAUCAGAACUGCAAACGGCGCACUUUUCUAGGUAGUUUCGGGCGCAUGGUCCUCCGCGAAAAUUUUUGAGAUUGAAGUUCUCUGAGAUGCAAUCUAGUGCAUUCUGGACGCUUAAAUUUUAUGAUGCUAGCAGGGGCCGACGCGAUUGCGGCGGGAGCGCAACCUGCCAGCAAAGGCAGCAAUAUUGUCUCCCUGAAAAACUGUCAAAUCCAGUUUGUUUCAGAAGGAUAUUUACUGCAUGCAUUCCGGGAGCUUUGGUCAUUUGCGACCAAAAAUGUAGGCUUCGAACACAGAUUCAAAGAAGAUUUAUAGUAAAAAAAUUCAACAAAGGAAAUGCAUCCCAAGGUCAUGACUCUAAGACCAAUCAUAAGUAAAUUCAUUCCAGCGGAUUGAUAAAUGUCAUCCUUCUCUUGUUGCCCUUGGCAUAGUCGUCAAUAAUUGCAUCAUAAUCCAGAGCAACGUCCUUGUGAAUAAAGAGCAGUGA
Molecule: messenger RNA, 4639 nt
Organism: Porites lobata
Lineage: Eukaryota; Metazoa; Cnidaria; Anthozoa; Scleractinia; Poritidae
Source: the annotation of a GenBank genome assembly